Molecule: messenger RNA, 8496 nt
Organism: Mercenaria mercenaria
Lineage: Eukaryota; Metazoa; Mollusca; Bivalvia; Venerida; Veneridae
Product: anoctamin-8-like
Exons: 15
Coding region: 384-3197 (937 amino acids)
Biological process (GO): chloride transmembrane transport
Cellular component (GO): plasma membrane
Molecular function (GO): chloride channel activity
Source: RefSeq, a predicted model, not a curated record
UAUAUAAGAGUAGGGGAUGUAAAUUUACAUCCUUGUUUGUAAUUGCCCAUUGUCUUAUUAUAUAAGUGUUUUGCCACAACUGAUAAAUAGAAUAAGUGGCAUUUGAACAGGGCUUUAUUUCAAAAUUGUUUAUUUCACAGUUAUUCAGCAUAAAUUCAGUGCUAUUUCAAUGGCUUUUGCUGUGACUUCUCUUUCUGUGAAUCUAGCGUAAUAGUGAAAUUUUAAGUUUGUAAUGUUGUCAUGUGACAGCAGUGACUGUUACUACACAGUUUUAUGAGGUAUUUGUAUGGAACUUGUGGAACAAAUGGUAACUUUCUCUAUAAUGUGUCAAGUGAAAACUGGAACAUUGAUGAAAAUGUGGGUUUUGCUGUUUUUAUAGAGAAAUGAUGGAUUUUGACUUCUGGGCUUUGACGCUUCUGACACAGAGAUAUACAAAACUUAGUACAACACGACUUGUCGCAUCAAGUAAAGUUCUUCAUAGUGCCAUCCCAACACAGAAUUGUGACAUCAUUAUGACACUGCCAGCGAAAACUGAUGAUGUCACACUGAUGUGGCUUCUGGCUCGUCUACGAUCAAGGUCACCACAAAUACAUGUUCAUGUUCGCCACUGGAAGAAUACUGGAAUGUAUGCAUUUUACAUGACUGCAAAUUACGAGAACUUGCUGCGUGGGGCAGAGAUGCUGGGCAUAAGGAAGUCACUGAAGUCAGAGUUUGGUGGUGGCAAGCGUGAGUUUGUGUUUGAAGAUCAGCUGUGUUACCAUCGUAUCGAGGAUGAAACAACAUUCCUGACUAGCGAGGAGAGACAGAGCAUUGUUUACCAUCUACUGAUGAAUCUACGUGCUGGCCCUGGAGAGGUACUGGGAAAAGUGAAGUUCUUAGAGGGACAAGCCAUAGUGCCUUUACUGGAGACCAAAAAGAUUGUUUCUCAAGUAUUUCCACUGCAUGAGACAGCAACACUUGACAAUCUGAAAAAGUCUUGGGUUCAAACCAUUGUCAAGUUUCAACCACUUGGUAAGAUUUGUGAAUACUUUGGAGUGAAAGUUUCAAUGUAUUUUGCUUAUCUGGGUCAUUACACAUGGGCAUUGACAGCUCCAACACUUCUGGGUGUCAUAUUCUGGUUUAUACAGUCAAAAAAUCAGUUAAUGGAGGACCUGUGUUUUGUUACAUUUGCUUUAUUUAAUGUGUUCUGGGCCUCAGUGUACACGGAGCAUUGGCGGCGUAGAAGCUCAGAGCUGGCAUAUCAGUGGGGGACACUGGACAAGAAAGAUGAACUAUUACAAGAUCCGCGCCCACUUUAUACAGGGGAUCUUGUUCCCAGUCCAGUGACAGGUCGUUUGGAGCCCCACUACUCAGCAUGGAAACGUCAUCUAUUUCGUUACUGUGUUACAGUCCCAGUCAUACUAUUCUGCCUUAAUGUUGUUUUCUGUGUAAUGCUGUUGAUCUUCGAGCUUCAGGAGUGGGUCAAUGGACUUGUAAAAAGUGAAGAUAUUCCAUCAUUUUGUCAGUUUUUGCCAAAAAUUCUUUUAGCAGUUUCAAUUGGGGUUCUGGAUGAAAUUUACAAGAAGAUUGCCACUUGGCUCAAUGAUCAAGAAAAUUACAGAAUGGACGAGUCCUAUGAAAAUAACCUUAUUGUUAAAUUAGUGUUGUUUCAGUUUGUAAAUUCUUUCCUGUCACUGUUCUACAUUGCCUUCUACCUCCAAGACAUGGAUCGUCUUCGUGAUCAACUGGCAACAUUAAUGAUCACACGUCAAGUAAUUGGUAACAUACGUGAAGCACUUUUACCGUAUGUGUUAUGGAAGAUGAAGCUUAUGAAAGUUGGUUACAAUAUUACAGGACACAUGUCUCCAGAUACACUGAAGAAAGAAAUAAAAGGGUUGGGCCUGAGUGGAUCCUGUGAUUCUGACAAUGAAAAUGAGGAGGAUUCUGCCAAUGCUGGGACUCCAGGGACACCAGAUAGCUCUCCUAGCCCUGUGGAGGAGCCAGCUUGUUCGAGAGAAGUUCUCACAGAGGAGUGCCAAAAAGAUUGCUCCUCUACAGAGAAAGUAGCAGUAGAUCAAAGUUCAGAGCUGACACUGACACAAGCUGAGAUAGAAAGCACUAUGAGGAAGUAUGAAGACACCUUUGAUGAUUACCUGGAAAUGUUUAUACAGUAUGGCUAUGUGAUCUUGUUUUCGUCUGCUUUUCCAUUGGCUGCCUUAUUUGCUUUUCUGAACAACUUGAUAGAGAUUCGAAGUGAUGCUUUUAAGCUGUGUGUCUACCAUCAGCGGCCCUUUGGAAUGAGAGUACAGAAUAUUGGUAUCUGGCAGGAUGCAUUAAGAGUAAUGGGUCUUUUAGCAGUGGUUGUCAACAGUGCUUUGAUUGGUGUGUCAGGCCAGAUGACACGAAUGACCCCUGACCUUGACACUACAUCAACAAUUCUUGUUAUUCUGGCCCUUGAGCAUGCCAUUCUGGUACUGAAAAUGUUGUUCACGUAUGCCAUACCCAGUCAGCCACAGUGGAUUACACAAGAGUUAGCGAGGUUGGAGUUUCAGAGAAGAGAGGCCUUAAAGAGUCUAGAAUCACAUCUAACAUCACCUUUGGAUGUUCGAGUUGGUGAAUCAACAAAUAGAAUUUUAAGCCCCAGUAGCAACUCAAUGAGGGCAUUCUCAACACCAGAAAUUCCAGCACGACAUCACUCAUCAGAUUUGACAUUAUUAUCUGAGGAAUCUGGUCUUCCCUUUCAAAAUACACAAUCUCUAACCCAAACUAAAUCUCUGCUGUCAUUAUCUGAAAAUCUCGAAUCCUCACAGCGCUCACUUGCAUUGAAGUCCGAACAAUCUACCCUUAUUUCUCAAACACCAUCCACCAAAGAUGUGCCUUCUGUAUUCUUUGACUUGAAUAAUGACAAAUCUCCUACUCAAGAUAUUAACUCAUCUACAAAUGUGCAAUCUCUGGAAUGUCGGACAUUACAAGCCAAGAACCUUACUGCCAGGCCUAUGGCUGAUUGCCACGAGACUGGAUCUCGAAAAGUUUUAAGAACUUGUAUUCCUGUCAUUGAAACAAAGGAAAACGUCACUAUUAUAAGGCCAUGGGAAGGAUAUAGUCUCACAGAACAGGAAGCACGGAUGCAAACAAGACAAAGGAUUUUACAAAGUGCUAAAAUCAGACAAGAAGAGGAGGCUAAAUUGCUGCAAAGGAAAUCAGCUGGAAAUACAUAAAAUAUUGUGCAAACUUGUAGUGUUAUCUUGCCUCAGUAGGAGAUUCCAUCGUGGAACUAAUGUUAGGUAUCAGGUUAGCUUUAUGUGUAAUCAUUUUCAUCCAUUGUUAUUCAGUUUAGAUAUAUUUUUAGGUUGACUAUUCUAAGAACAAGGAGAGCUAUUAUACUCGCCUUGGCAUCUUUGUUGCUGUCAGUGUUGGUGUUGCCGUUGCAGUUAAAGUUUUGUGGCAAGCAUCUCAAUUUCACCAUUAUCUUCCUAACUUCUGCCCAUAUUAUCGUCAUACUUCAUAUAAGGGUUAUUUUUGGUAAGGAACACACAUCUGAUACUCAAGGAUCAGGUGUCCUAAAAGGUCAAGGUCACUGGGGCCAAAUAUAUUGCAAUAGAUCUGGUUAAAGUUUAAUGGCAUGCUUCUAAAUUUCACUAUUCUUAACUACAGACCCUAUAAUCAUGAAUCUCCGCAUAAGGAUUGAUAGUAAUAAGGGGAAGAUAUGUAUUGGUUUUGAUUUAAUAUCCUUCAAAUAUCUUUGGAAACAUUUUGAAUAGUUGAGUGCAUUGUCCUUCUGACAGCUCUGUUAUAUCUGUAGUACAGCAUCAUCUCAUUAUCAUCACUAUUAAUGACUUCAAGGAUUUUAGGGCCUUUGUCUUAGAUGCUAAGCUUCCAAGUGGGUAAGGUAGGAUUUAGAAGUUUGUCAUGUAGAGGAUGUUGGGUUAGGUAUAAUGUAAUGAUGAUGUAUUCUGUUGUUUCCAUUUAGAAAAUGGAUUUCUCAAGCAUUGUCAUAGUUUUAUACUGGGGUUUGAAUAUAAAAUGUAUGGUCAAUGUUGCCAUAAUAAUAUACAGGGGUUUAAUGGCAAAUUAUCAGUUUGUAAUAUUGUAAUUUUGUUAUUAUUAAUUCAUUUGGUUCAGUUUAAGACUAAUCUGGGCAUUUGUUGUUUUUCUUUACUUACAAAAUUUUUUUAUUUCAAUCUGUCUUGGUUGUGCAACCAAGAUAGAGAAAAGGGAGAAACUAUCAGUUAUUUUCAAUCAUGCAAUAAAUGUGGUCUUUUUUUCCAGUCUGUGAAAAUUGACAUGUAGUCCUCAAAAUGCAUAAAAUUAUUUAAUUAAAAUGCUGUUAGUUACAUUAGACAAUGGCUUGAAAAAAUUCUUUCUUGGUUAGGCAAACAGGUUAGAAGAACUAAAAUUUUAGACACAUCCCAAUGAUUUCUUGUGUUACUAAAAUGCUGUAGAAAUAAAUAAACACACAGUUUCACUCUAAAAAGUUUUGUACAAAUUCAUGACAUGUCUAAAAUCAGAUUGACCACCUUUGCAAAAUAAAAAAUUUAUCAAUAUUGCCUCAGUAAUAUUCUAGGGCUUCUAGGUAAAAUAUUCACUUUUUGAAGACUGUGACUCAAUGCAGACCUGGAGCGCCUGUAUAAAUUACAGACUCUGGUAUAUACCAGAUUCAAGCAAUUUGAAUGAAAAUUAUCUUAAAUGUAUAUAUUUUGUAACCAUGGUGAUACUAACCCUAACCUUUAGUCAGUAUAUUAUACAUAUACACUAAAUGCAUGCAGACAUGCAAUAAUUUGCGUAUUUUUGCCAUGCUUUCCAAUUGAUAAUCACUUCCGGACAUGGGGAGACGACCGCCCCAGCUCUGCAAUGAGCAACAUAGCUUUUUGAAUAGCUUACCAGUAAAUAGUCAAUAUGAAUGCCUUAGAUUCAAAAGAGUAAAGAAGGGCUGAUAGUAUAUACAACUUUCUUGCAUACCAGACGGGGAUUUCUGGUAUUUUUACUGGUGCUGAAAAAAUCCAUCUUACACCCCAGGGUGUAAGAUGACUCUCGUGCUUUAAAUGACGUAUUACGAACUACAUAUAUGUAGAAGAUUUAUGUAGUUAUUUAUAUUUUAUUUCGAAAAACGGAAUAAAAAUCCAAUACCUUGGCAGUUCCUCUUUGUUCCUCAUAGUAUAUUUCUCGAUUCAAAACACGUUAUUUUAUCAAAAAUUCAUAACGUUACGCUGGAACUGAUAAAACAAAACCGAAACUAAACAUUGUUAUUUGUCUUUGAAACGUCAUGACGUCUUUCCUGUUUACGGAAGUUGAUUUCCCGCGCUUUGUUUUAAUACGCUGCUAUAAGAAAUAAUUCUUAAACAAAAGCCGUUCGACUGAUUUUAUUUUUAUUAUUAUAUCUUGAUAUCGGUAUGCAAGAAAAAGAUUCUGUCACUGUUUAUGGUGCAGAUGGGAAUAUCCGGCUCUCGGGUAACUGUUUAGGCGGUAACUCGGUAGGAACCUCGUUACCGCCUAAACAGUUACCCUCGAGGCCGGAAAUUCCCAUCUGCACCUAUAACCAGUGAAAGAAUCUUAUAAUCUACCUUUUAAAAGGUCAAUGGUUAGAAUUAUUCAGCUAAGGCUAAGGCUAAAAAAAUAAUCCAUUCACCACUUUAAUGGUAGAUAGUUGUUUUCUUAUAUUGAACAUAUUGAACAGCAGUAAAAAGAUUUACACACUUCGGAAGAAUGUUCUUUCUUGUUUUUAACAGUUCUGCUCUUUUUUUGACCAUUUCAGUUUUUUGUUUGUUUUUUUUUUGUUUGUUUUUUUUUUUGGAACAGGUGAAACAUUGGUGAAAUUACUGUAAAUAUGAGUUUGAUUGUAUUUAUUUGAAUUUAAAGAAUAUAUUAAAACAUUUUUUUUUGUAAAUCCUUAGAUGUUUUAUAUAUGCUCAGUCUGCAUUUCUUCAAUUUCUUUACACAAUUGCAAGGACAACAGAGGAUGGGACUAUUCAAUCAUUUUCCAGAUUUAGCUGGAUAUGUGGUUAAUAUUCUUAUUUCAGGGGUCAAUAUUCAUUUCAGAAGAAAUAAGUCAAUAUCUCAUUUUGUUUGACCUCUUAUAUCCAGUUUUAAACCAGUUUACAGCAUGCAUAAUGAUAUGAUAUGUAAUAACUUUGAUUAUUGACUGGCAACCCGUUCAAUAACUGGGUUAAUUUUUACAUGACAUUAGAAAUAGAUUUCAGAUUUUUCUCUCAAGUUUGGAUUUUAGACCAACAUACCUAUGUAGAACUAUAUUCUGGUCAGUAGCACAAACUAUGGACAGGCAGUUUAUAUAAGGGGUUGUGUAAUAAUCAUGAAUAUUGCAACAGAAAUUUACUUGUGAUGUAAUGGUGAAAUACUUUAUCAAUACAGUUAUGUAAUAUUCUGUGGUUUUCAGGUAAACAACUAUAUCAACAGUAUCAAAGUACACGCAUUUGGUUUAAGAGUUAGAAUUUUUAUCAAUGUAUAACUUUCUAGGUCUUCUAGUAGCAACUUCUAAAAAUUGUUCCUGAUAUCACACAAUAAAUACCUAUUUGAUACACAAUUUAUUGUUUCGUCCACGGCUUCUAAGGUGUUCUUCUCUUUGCAGUUGAAACAGUUUCAUCAGAAUUGAAAACUGGACAAAAACAUUUUAUGUUGUGGUUAAACUUACCAUUUUCUUCCUCAUCUUUAAAGGAUGAUAGUCUGUGGUCUGGAGAUGAGGGUCACAGUGAUAUUGACCAUUCAGAUAGUCUCUGAUCCGUAUCUGUAGAAGACCUGUUAUAAUUACUGUCCUCAUUGUUUCAGUUGUGUUUUUUGGUUGAUUAACUGCAAUCUUCUUACAUAAUGAACUAUGUUUUAAAAAAAUAAAAAACAAAUUUGUCUGAAAAAGCCAUAUUAUGUCACAAGUUUUGUUCCAUUUUUACUGCCACUAACAAAUUUGAAGGUCAUUACAUGGUGAGACCUCAGUUCUCAGGAUUACAAUAUAAAUAUACAAUAUUUGCUGCCAGGGAAAAAAAGGUUGAUGUUAUUCAUAAGUUAUUCAUCCGCUAUAUCUGUUUGAAAUUUUGAACUAUUUCAGGCUAUAUAAGUAAAAUUCAUUUUAAAAGUCAUGUUCUGGCUCCCACCCACCUCUUAUAAAAAAAAAACUGAAGAAAAAUUCUAUGAUACUAAGAGUGCUUUAGGUUGUAUUCAAUUUUUGCAAAAUUUUCUCAGGAGUUAUCUGUUUAAAUCAGAUUUUGAUAACAUUUGGUCAGAAAUUGGCUUUUUGAGUUACAGUUUCACAAAAUUUCAUAAGAAAUUGUUGUUUUAAAUCAGAUUUUCACAGAAUUUUUUUCGGGAUUGUCUGAUUUUAGCAGAUUGUGAGUGAUUUUUUUAAGGUUAGCGAUUAAGGACCAUGAAGGCACUCGUGUUCUGGUAUUGUUCAAAUGCAGAUUAUUAAUACCUCUGGUUAUAUUUGUUUACCAAAGAUUGAUCGUUAAACUGUUUGCCAUAAUCAUAUUUUCAACUUUAUUUGCUGUUUUGCAAGAUUUUAAAAUAUGCGUCACGUGUAUGUGGUUUGUUUUUAUGCCCCCAAAGGGAGGCAUAUAGUUUUUGAACCGUCUGUCGGUCUGUCAGUCUGUCAGUCUGUCCGCAGUUUUCGUGUCCAGUCCAUAUCUUUGUCAUCGAUGGAUGGAUUUUCAAAUAACUUGGCAUGAAUGUGUACCACAGUAAGACGACGUGUCAAACGCAAGACCCAGGUCCGUAGCUCAAAGGUCAAGGUCACACUUAGACGUUAAAGGUCAUUUUUCAUGAUAGGGCAUUCGUGUCCGGUCCAUAUCUUUGUCAUCCAUGGAUGGAUUUUCAAAUAACUUGGCAUGAAUGUGUACCACAGUAAGACGACAUGUCGCGCGCAAGAACCAAGUCCGUAGCUCAAAAGUCAAGGUCACACUUAGACGUUAAAGGUCAUUUUUCAUGAUAGUGCAUUCGUGUCCGGUCCAUAUCUUUGUCAUCCAUGGAUGGAUUUUCAAAUAACUUGGCAUGAAUGUGUACCACAGUAAGACGACGUGUCAUGCGCAAGACCCAGGUCCGUAGCUCAAAGGUCAAGGUCACAGUUAGAUGUUAAAGGUCAUAUUUCAUGAUAGUGCAUUGAUGGGCGUGUCCGGUCCAUAUCUUUGUCAUUCAUGCAUUGAUUUUAAAAUAAUUGGGCAUGAAUGUGUACCACAGUAAGACGACGUGUCGCGCGCAAGACCCAGGUCCGUAGGUCAAAGGUCCUAAUCUCUAACAUCGGCCAUAACUAUUCAUUCAAAGUGCCAUCGGGGGCAUGGGUCAUCCUAUGGAGACAGCUCUUGUUUCAGUUAUUUUUGAAAUCCUAAGUUCUUGUUUAUAUCAGUUUUCUUAAUUGCUUUAUUUGUUUUAACUUUACAUGUGUUUUGAAACGUUAACUCUGUACUGCCAUGUGUUUACAUAUAAUUAUGUUGGAUUUAUUCUCACAUUCCUUUUUAUCAAUGUGUUAAGACUUUCUGGAAUUUUUCCAUGUGCAAUUAAAGUAUCUGCUGAAAUCUU